Pectinophora gossypiella (pink bollworm) is the source of this 1840-nucleotide messenger RNA. RefSeq names its product trimeric intracellular cation channel type 1B.1. The transcript has 7 exons. Gene Ontology annotation, biological process: potassium ion transmembrane transport. NCBI's taxonomy places the organism in Eukaryota, Metazoa, Arthropoda, Insecta, Lepidoptera, Gelechiidae. Gene Ontology annotation, cellular component: membrane. The record is from RefSeq and is a predicted model, not a curated record. Bases 149 to 976 code for a protein of 275 amino acids. Gene Ontology annotation, molecular function: potassium channel activity; identical protein binding.
AACUCUCAGUGGUGCGCCUGUGACUGCCCAGUCUCGCGGAAGCAGCGUCCGCGAAGAGUCGCGCGCACGCGGUAUCGCGUCCCACUAUUGUCGGUGUUUAGUUGUACAAAUAACAUUAAAACCCGUGAGCUACACAAAAACUAACACCAUGGAUCCCGAAGCAUUUUUAGACCUGGCUAACCAGGUUAUCAAGCUGAAAAUGUACCCAUACUUCGACAUAGCACAUUCUUUAUUGUGCGCUCUUGCAGUCAGAGAAGAUUUAGGAACUGGUGCGCAAGCGUUCUCGCGCAAGCACCCGCUGUCCUGCUGGCUGUCGACUAUGCUGGUGAUCUUCGCUGGCGGUAUGGUCGUCAACGGGCUGCUCGGAGAACCGAUCCUGGCGCCGCUCAAGAACACGCCGCAGCUUGUUAUUGGCACUGUAACAUGGUACGUGGUCUUUUACACUCCAUUCGACGUGGGCUAUAAGGUGGCGAAGUUCUUACCAGUGAAGGUAGUGGCUUCAGCUAUGAAAGAGAUCUAUCGGGCGAAGAAAGUUUACGACGGUGUCUCACACGCCGGCAAACUGUACCCCAACGCCUAUGUUAUUAUGAUCAUUAUUGGAACCCUGAAGGGCAACGGAGCAGGUUUCACCAAGCUGGUGGAGCGACUCAUUCGCGGCGCCUGGACCCCGACUGCCAUGGAAACUAUGCAGCCUAGCUUCUACACGAAGGCAUCCCUGGUGGCAUCAGUGAUUUUCGUGCUGGACAAGAAGACGGACAUCAUCUCUGCGCCGCACGCGCUCGUAUACUUCGGCAUCGUCAUCUUCUUUGUCUACUUCAAGCUGUCAUCAAUCCUGCUGGGUAUCCACGAUCCGUUCGUGCCCUUCGAGAACCUGUUCUGCGCGUUGUUCCUGGGCGGCAUCUGGGACUCGCUGGCCAAGCUGCUGGGCAAGGGACAGCCUAAAGAAGAAACUAAGGACGCUAAGAAAACGAAUUAAUAUAUCUUGUGCCGCCACAACAUCUUCGCUACGUAAUCAACUGACACCGACAAUACAUUGCGACGGCUUCCUCUUAGGAAUAAACAUAAAAAUAUGAUAAAAAAAAACAUAAAAAAAUAGAAAAAUCCCUUAAAGCCCAAAAAAAUGGCACAACGACCAAAGUUUUGAUUUCAUUAGUUUUAAGUUUGACUAGUCAGUAAAUUUUUAUUUAUUUGUGAGACGUACAUGAAAAUGAUAAUAUUAGAGUUAAUAAUCAUAGUUUGAUUGUUCCUACCUUUGCCAAAAUGAGUGAUUUUUAAGUAUUGCCGUAAUAAUUAUUUUAUAUUUCUUUUUCAAUAAAUGAAAUUGUAACGUUAUAUAGUUAUGCCGCCAAGUUUUUACCUAAGCGUGUGACAAAAAGUAAACAAAAUAAUCGAGCAUUAAGAUUAUAUUGUUUUAGUUAAGAUUUAUUUCGAAACGACAAUCGACUUCCGACUUCCUUUAGUCGCCACUGCAGUAUUUUCCAGUAGCCUGCCUACUUCCAAAGACGGGGCUUCCCCUUUAAGAUGAAUUACCAAUGACAAUAUAAUUACAUUUAAUUAGAAUAAUUAAUUUUAAAUCUGUAUAUGAAACAUCCAACCGAAUCGUACGGUGCAAUCACGGUGAGGCGACAGUGUUUCGUAUCCAAACUAUUUUACCAGUAUUUUAUUAGUAGGUACUUAAUGUUACCAUGAAACAUCUGUCUACCCUGCAGGGUGCAACGCGGGCUAGCCACAUGUUUCAUGAAGUAUAUGAUUAUGAAAUAAAUGUGAAAUUAUUCAACAAUUGUUUUAAAUAAUUUAAUUACCUGACUCGCUAAAGGAAGCAAUAAAUUGUUUUUAUUUA